Bufo bufo (common toad) is the source of this 3278-nucleotide messenger RNA. It is a transcript of the gene FLCN, whose product is annotated as folliculin. The transcript is spliced from 12 exons. Gene Ontology annotation, molecular function: GTPase activator activity. Gene Ontology annotation, biological process: negative regulation of transcription by RNA polymerase II; positive regulation of TORC1 signaling; positive regulation of transforming growth factor beta receptor signaling pathway. Gene Ontology annotation, cellular component: cytosol. The record is from RefSeq and is a predicted model, not a curated record. Bases 291 to 2021 code for a protein of 576 amino acids. Lineage: Eukaryota; Metazoa; Chordata; Amphibia; Anura; Bufonidae.
UUCUUUCUGGGAAGUAAACCGCCAUUAUUUCUCGCCGUAUGAAGUGAGUCUCUUAAGAGUGCAGCCAGGCAGAAGUAAGUUCUCGGCCUGUGAAAAUUUGAACCCCCCCUCUCAAUUCCCACACUUACGGUCGUCCAGAGAAACGGAAGGCAGGGGAUGUCAUGUGAUGUAAACAUGGCGGAUUGACAGUUCUUAGAGGAUGACAAUCUGUAUGUCUGGAGCGAGAGGAGCUGAUGGCCAUCGCUGGAUGACACGGCUGUAAGCUGACUCCAAGCCUGUCCGCGAGAAUCAUGAACGCCAUUGUAGCUCUGUGCCACUUCUGUGAACUCCAUGGACCCCGCACUCUGUUCUGCACUGAAGCUCUGCACUCGCCCCUCCCCCAGGGAGCGGCCUGCGGGGAUAGCCUGGGUCAGGGGGACCAGGUGGAAGAGGAGGAAGGAGGAAUUCAGAUGAGUAGCAGGAUCCGUUCUCACAGCCCUGCCGAUGGCGCCAGUGCGGAGUCCAACAGCCCCAGGCUGAAGAAGUCUGAUAUGUGUGAGGGCUGCCGGUCUUUGGAUGCCUGCCACCCUGGGUAUAUCAGCCAUGACAAGGAGACUUCCAUUAAAUAUGUCAGCCACCAGCAUCCCAACCAUCCUCAGCUCUUCAGUAUCGUGCGGCAGGCCUGUGUACGCAGCUUAAGCUGUGAGGUCUGCCCUGGCAGGGAAGGUCCCAUUUUCUUUGGGGAUGAGCAACACGGUUUUGUUUUCAGCCACACGUUCUUUAUCAAGGACAGUCUGGCCCGGGGGUUUCAGCGCUGGUACAGUAUCAUCAUCGUCAUGAUGGACAGGAUCUACUUGAUCAACUCCUGGCCUUUCCUUUUGUCCAAGAUCAGAGGGAUUAUAGACGAGCUUCAAGGGAAGGCAAUAAAAGUGUUUGAAGCGGAGCAGUUUGGGUGUCCACAGCGGCCCCUUAGAAUUAACAUGGCAUUCACACCUUUUUUGCACCAGAGAAAUGGCAAUGCGGCUCGAUCUCUGACAUCGCUCACCAAUGAUGAUAAUUUAUGGGCCUGUCUGCACACGUCCUUUGCCUGGUUGCUGAAGGCUUGUGGUUGCCGUCUGACUGAGAAGCUGCUCGAGGGGGCCCCCACAGAGGACACUUUGGUGCAGAUGGAAAAGCAGGCAGACUUGGAAGAGGAGUGUGCAGCCUGGGAGAGUCAUGAAGAAGAGGGUCAAUCCUGGUCUCCACCUGAAGUUCUGGAGGGAAGAGAGCUGUCCAAAUGCCAUACAGAAUCCUCCGCCCUGUCGGAUUGCGGCUGGAACAUGCGGAGGACAGCCGUGUUCCGGUCUUUGCGGCACAUGAGACAGGUGCUCGGUGCUUCCGCCUUCCGCAUGCUGGCCUGGCACAUUCUUAUGGGCAAUCAAGUCAUUUGGAAAGGACAGGACCGAGAGCUCAUCCAGUCUGCCUUUGAUGUCCUGCAGGCCAUGCUCCCCGUGGGCUGUGUUCGUGUGAUCCCAUACAGUGAGAAGUAUGAAGAUGCCUAUAGGUGCAACUUCCUGGGACUGAGUCCCCAGGCAGAGAUCCCCCUGCACGUGCAGUCCUCUGAAUUUGCAGUCAUGAUUGAUGUCCGCACGGCUCCAAGAUCCAACCUGUACCCCGUCUUGUUUUUGGACGACGAGCCGCUCAGCAAGUAUGAGUUUGCUGUGACGAGUGGGAGCCCCGUGGCCACAGACAGGGUGGGAUUGACGAUCCUGAACAAAAUAGAAGCUGCUCUGAGCAACGAGAACCUGUCCAUGGACGUGGUGGAGCAGUGCUUGGUGUGCCUGAAGGAGGAGUGGAUGAAUAAAGUGAAAGUGCUUUUCAAGUUCACCAAGGUGGACAGCCGCCCCAAAGAGGACACACACAAGCUGCUGGGCAUUUUGGGAGCUUCGGAGGAGGACAAUGUAAAACUGCUAAAAUUUUGGAUGACCGGCCUGAGCAAGACCUACAAAUCGCACCUGAUGUCCAGUGUCCGCAGCCCCACCUCGUCGGAGUGCCGGAACUAAGACUGCAACCUGCGAGGAUAGGGACGUGGACCUGUAUACUUAUGAGCUCGGAGGGCACUCCCAAUCGGUCAUCGUGAGGGUUACUGUUACAGACACAGUAUGAAGAUCUGGAAUAAAUGUGCGCCCUGGUACUAAAUACAGCCCCCUGUACUGUAUGCAGACAACCGCCAGGGCCUGCUUACAUGUAUGCUACUACAGUCAGGACUGACCCCCAUAUAAUGGCCUGGGAAGACUUCAGAGAGGACAAAGCUGUCAGCAGUCCUCCAUAUAUCUGCAUCGAAAUGUAGCCUUCUAGAAUACCGCAACACCUGGACCUAUGGUUCUGCUGAACUGGACUUGUAUCACAUAGAACCUACUAGUGCUCCAGGUCUUGCAUCUGUAUUAUGGCCUAUAAUGUUGGCCUACUAUGUAAAUCCCUUGCUUUUACCCAUUUUUGGCUCUUGAUGUUUUUCCUCUCCAGUCACAUCCAAAGCUGAAUUCAGAAUUCUGCCGGUUUACUGUUAACAGAGAGCAGUGCAUUGUGGGGAGUCCGGAUGAGCCGUAAUAGGGUGUCUCUAGACUUAUGUACCGCCAUAUACUGUUAGGUCAUGUGUCUGACACGGGGUGGAGCUAAACAGUUGUCUGUUUCCAAGGGCAACCAGAAGAAUUCUGACAGCAGCUCUGUAUAUGAAUGGUAAAAACACAAAUCAAGUCAAUAACUACAAAAUCAGUGAAGAAAAGAACUUGCACUGUAAGGCUGUAUUCACAUCUGCAUUGAAGACGCUGUCACCUGUUCGGUCAAAAAUGCUGCCGAAAAUAGGGCCCAUAUUUGUGGUCGGAUCCCGUUGGGUGCCGUUCAUGUCGGAUUCACAACUUUAUAAAGAAGUUUUUAAAGUAACUUUUCUUCAGCACUCUGUCCAGUACGGAUCAAGGAAAAAAAAUCUACUAAGCUUGAUUCUUAAAGGGAUUCUCCAAGACUGGGAACCAAUGGUGUAGUAAAAAAAAUCCCCGCCUGUUCAGAGAGUUGCGGGUCCAACAAUAAAUCUCCUUUCUCUGUCAGUUCCUGUCCCCGGUAGUCCAUAGUGUGCCACGCUGUCCACAUGCACAUCAUUACCGUGACCUGUGCACUUCUACAAGGUCACUGCUGAUUGGCCAGCACCGGUGAAGUGCAUGUGCGCGGCACGUCAUACCUCUGGUCCACCAGGGACUAGAAGAUGGGAGCUUGGAGUCUUUUUUUUUUUACUUUUUCACCAUGCCCCCGUACCACUGAUUCCUAGU